Pochonia chlamydosporia 170 is the source of this 657-nucleotide messenger RNA. Its product is annotated as metal dependent phosphohydrolase. The transcript has a single exon. Lineage: Eukaryota; Fungi; Ascomycota; Sordariomycetes; Hypocreales; Clavicipitaceae. Bases 1 to 657 code for a protein of 218 amino acids. The record is from RefSeq and is a predicted model, not a curated record.
AUGGCUAUUCCAAUUCCCAGCCCUCUUACACCGAAAUCGGUUACUUCUUAUGUCCUCUCAGUACUAGAAGCGUCAGACAACACCCCCUACAUAGGUGAGCCGAUAUCACAACUCCAACACUCUCUACAAGCCGCAGAUCAAGCUGCAUCUACAUCGCCACCCGUGGACGAAGCCACACAGGUCGCAGCUCUCCUCCACGAUAUCGGGCAGUUCGUCCCCGGAAAGGAUCUCAUCUCCUUGACUGGUGGCAAAGCCGAGAACCUUGGCGGAGCAGCAACAGGCGAGAGCGUCGGCCGUGUUGGGCACGACACAUUGGGCGGACGCUUUCUUCUUGCGCUCGGCUUCUCAUCCAAGGUAGCCCGCCUGGUUGCAUCGCAUGUCGAAGCAAAGAGGUAUCUGUGCGCCGUUGACAGCGGAUACUACAACAAGCUCUCGGACGCCUCGAAGAAGUCCCUCGCUUACCAGGGCGGGCCGAUGAGUGGCAAGGAGCUUGACGAUUUCGGCAACGAUCAAUGGUGCAGGGAGAUGUGUCAAUUGCGGGUUUGGGACGACGAGGCAAAAGUAGAAGGUCUGGAGGUGAGGAGUUUGGAGAGCUGGAGGCCCAUAAUUGAGCGGCAGUUGGAGGAAAAAAAGCAAGUAGCGGAAAAACAGUCAUGA